CGAGGGGCACCAGGACGCCGUCAGCGCCGCGCUCAUCAUCCCCAAGGAGGACGGCAUCAUCACCGCCAGCGAGGACAGAAUCAUAGAAUUGGAAGGGACCCUGAGGAUCAUCUAGUCCAACCUCCUGCGAUGCAGGAAUAUGCAGCUGUCACCUAUGGGGAUCAAACCUGCAACCUUGGCGUUGUCCGCACCAUGCUCUAACCAACUGACCUGCCCAGGACUCCCAUCUUCAAAUGACAAUUAGAGUAUGGCUGAAGAGGGACAGUGGUCAGUACUGGCCCAGCAUUUACCACACAAUGUCAUGUAACUCCCUGUUCCACCAUGGCUUAUCAUCAUGACAGCAGACGGAUAUUUGUGGGUCAAGAUAACGGAGCCAUUAUGGAGUUUCAUAUCUCGGAAGACUUCAACAAGAUGAACUUUGUCAAGACUUACCCAGCUCAUCAGAACAGAGUAUCUGCGGUCAUCUUCUGCUUGGAAGCCGAGUGGGUUAUCAGCACCGGCCACGAUAAAUGUGUCAGCUGGAUGUGUACCAGAAGUGGAAACAUGCUGGGACGACAUUAUUUCACCUCCUGGGCUUCUUGCCUACAAUACGACUUUGAAACCCAGCAUGCCUUUGUCGGAGACUAUUCUGGGCAGAUCACGCUCCUGAAACUUGAACAGAGCACGUGCUCAGUUAUCACAACUCUCAAGGGUCAUGAAGGAAGCAUUGCCUCUCUGUGGUGGGAUCCGAUUCAGCGGCUACUCUUCUCUGGAGCAUCUGAUAACAGCAUAAUCAUGUGGGAUAUUGGAGGAAGGAGAGGUCGGACGCUUCUGCUUCAAGGCCAUCAUGACAAAGUUCAGGCCCUUUGCUACCUCCAGCUCACACGACAACUGGUUUCUUGUUCAGCUGAUGGAGGGAUCACAGUCUGGAAUAUGGAUAUUAGCCGAGAAGAGGCCCCUCAGUGGUUGGAAAGCGAUUCCUGUCAGAAAUGCGAGCAGCCUUUCUUCUGGAACAUAAAGCAGAUGUGGGACACAAAGACUCUGGGGCUGAGGCAGCAUCACUGUAGGAAAUGUGGCAAGGCAGUGUGUGGAAAAUGCAGCACAAAACGCUCCAGCUAUCCAGUGAUGGGCUUUGAAUUCCAGGUUCGGGUCUGUGACGCCUGUUUUGAUUCAAUCAAAGACGAAGACCGCACGUCUCUGGCUACUUUUCACGAAGGAAAACAUAACAUUUCCCAUAUGUCCAUGGACAUCUCAAGGGGACUAAUGGUGACAUGUGGAAGCGAUCGUGUAGUGAAGAUAUGGGACAUGACACCAGUAGUGGGCUGUGGCCUUGCGACCGGCUUCGCUUCCCGCUGACCUGGGCCUGCCGAGUUAAUGUACCCGAAGCACCAAAUGGAUAACACUCCCUUCUGUGAUUCUUGCCACCAAAAUGCCGGCUGCUUGACUCUGUGAACUCUGCUUUUCCCAAGAUGGACAGCCUUUUUGUGUGUCUGUGUGUGAGAGAGAGUGGAGCAGAAUUUUUCUGUAAUGCUUACCAGGAACAGCGGAGCCUCCCCAACUACAAGUUCACCGCCUAUGGAAUGAACGCAGAAAAGGCUUUAAGUGCAAAAAAACCAACCACAACUCCUUGCCUAAAGAGACCACUCCUCAUUCGAUUUACUUGUAGUCUUCAAUGUGUGCUUUUUCUCUGCUGAAAUAAUACUGUACAGUGGCAAAGGGUUAAAAUGAGUGUAGUGACAACAGAGUGUGCAAAUAGUUGUAACUUAUUCUCCGUCCUUGUAAACCAUCCCUGUAGGCUAGUUUUAUCUUCUGAACAGCCGCUGUGAAGGCUGCCUCACAAACAUAAGAAUAUAUACCUUUUGACGGAAAGAAGAAAGCACCUCUUCACCUCAAAGCAGCAUUGCAAUAAGGGUGAGAAAAUGGAUAAGAUUUUUUGGGUGGAGAAUUUUCUAUGAAUUAUGUUUAUUCUUUCAAAGUUGUUCAGACUGAGAAUUACGUCAAGUUGUCUUGAGAAUUUUUGUAUCUGGCCAAAAUCAUGACUUUUUUUCCUGUAACACUAAAAGCAAGUUGAUGUGUCUUGUCGUAUGCCUUACAUGUAAAUAGAGGCUGUGUGAACUCAACAACCUGCACACUUUGAGUGAACUAGUUGUUGUGUUCUUUCCGCUCCCCAGAUGAUGGCGCUUCCUGCAUUCCCCCCCUUAAAAAGUCAUAAUAAUGGAGAAGUGUGUGUCACUUUGAUCUUACUUUCUUCAGCCAGUGCUGAGCAUGCUUUUGAAAACAUUUCAGCAAUAACAAAUUUUGUUGUGGGGUGGGGUGGGGGCGCAUAGAUAAGAGCUCCUGCACUUAAAAAUGGAUGGGAUGAAUAGCAGCGGAAAGUUGUGAGACUAAAGAUGCCCGCAAACUUUGAGAAUGAAACCGAUUUGUCACGUUGCGCUACAGCAGUAUAAGGAGAAGGGAAUGAUCCUUCGUAACCUGAGCAUCAUUUCAAGUCACCUCUCUGUUCAUUUGCUUCAUUGGCACUGUUGAGUUUAAAUUUUUGGAGUAAAUGUAGCUUUGUGAAAUCGGGCCGGUGCGAUCGCUAGCAUUAAUGGGAUAAAAUCAUUGCCUAAAAGCCUGUGUAAGAUCCACGGCAAAGGUUAGUUCAUUCAGGCUAAUAGAUCUGAACUGCUCAUUUUCCCUCCGAUCAGGUAGCAAUAUCUCUUCCCUCAAUAUAUAGUAUCUCUAGGAGUAUUUUCUGGAAAUGUUGUACUAAAGCGGGGGGGAGAGCUAUUUGGUGUUUGCCAUGAAAAACUUUCAUAAGGCCAGUGUUAAUUGUAUACUGUUUUAUAAGUGUGUAAAUUGCUAAAGAAUCAAGUCUUUCAAGUGUUUUGUGUUAGGGAGAUGCAUAUGAGGAGGAGCAGUAUAAUAUUCUGAGGUGAAAUGUUGUGUUUGCUGAUGAUCACACUAGGACUUAGGUCAAUGCUAUGUUCUGCAGUUGUGUGCAAGAUUUGAGUUACUUCAUUAGAAUGAAAACUCAGGAAAAAAAGAUUCAGUUGAUCAUUUUAGGGUCAAGGUGCACGGAGGAAAAACAUGAAGGCAGCAAUUUCGCCUGCAUCCUAACAUAAAGUUUGAAGAGUAGCACAAUCUUUAUGGAGAACAGUUAUCUCUCUUGAGUUGAUGCGUUCUGGGAAGAAGAUGGCCCCACUGAACCAGUAAACUUGUACUACUCAUUGCCUUAUUGGACUGCAUGAAAAGUGGAACUGCACUUGUAUGGAUUAAACCAGAGUCAGUUCACCUCGGUGCCCAGAGGAAAAGUUUUCUGUAUCUGGAAAUGCACAUCUUGUGUUUUGAAAACUACCCGACUUGAAAGCAUUUGUUACAUCUCUACUCCACCUCCCCUCAAAAAAUUGCCUUAGAGCAUAUGUUCCCUUUUCCUCACUUGGAAACCUGGGAUAACCGGCAGCAAGGGGGGGCACCCAUUGUUUCAGCAUUGAUAGUUGACCCUACAGAGUAAAUUCUCCAACUUGAUUGGCUACUUUUUCGGUUAUUAACUGCUUAGACCACAGAAUAAGAAUUUCCACCUCUUGGCAACUGCACUUAGACUCUUCUGUGAGUAUUUUGCCAAAGGAUGCUGAAUUUGCUCCGCGACUGAAUAAUUUUAAUUUUAUUCUAUAUUUUGGUAAUUUGGAGAAUUUGACAUUAAGGUGUUGUCUAGAUCCGUGGAGAGAUUUUGUUGGGAAAACACAAGUUUGUUUGCAUAAUUCAAAACACGGGAGUUCUCCAAAGUCGUCAAACCCUUCCCUGAAAACUUAGAUUGUGUGUUUGUAUAGAAAACAGUUUUGGGGUGAGCAGAAGGACAAACACAAUGCUGUGCAAUGUAACAAUAAUGGUCCCAGUAAUUUUAAAUGUGCAAUUACUUUGACUUGAUUUGACACACUUACCUAGUCCCCCCCCCCCCAAUUAAAGCCUUUCUUUAUGUGGGAGCAACAAGUACUAAUGUAUCUUUUGUCCGAUAGCUGUGUUCUGUGAAAUACUGUAUCCUUUGUUAUCUGAGACUCUGUUAUGGCUGUUCUUCGUUCUCCCUCCUGUCUUUUGGAAGAAAAAAAACUUUGAAUAUUGUACAAUUAAAAAAAAGAAUAUUUCCUGAUA
This is a messenger RNA of Podarcis raffonei (Aeolian wall lizard), 4107 nucleotides long. RefSeq names its product WD repeat and FYVE domain containing 1 (gene WDFY1). NCBI's taxonomy places the organism in Eukaryota, Metazoa, Chordata, Lepidosauria, Squamata, Lacertidae. The transcript is spliced from 13 exons. The coding region runs from base 322 to 1335 and encodes 337 amino acids. Gene Ontology annotation, molecular function: metal ion binding; protein binding. The record is from RefSeq and is a predicted model, not a curated record.